AGCCUGUCCAGCUUCCAAGAGAAAGGACUGUCUCUCAGACGACAGAAGUCUCUAACCGGUCACCCUGAGAGAGACAACCGUAUCGGCUCCCUUGUCUCUCACGUCACGUCACGUCAGUCUCUCUCAGUCACGCAUCAGUCACGUUCGCGUCAAGUGUAACUUCAGUAAAGACACGUUAAUCUCAUGUCAGAGGUUAGUCGAUUAGCGUUACGUUGAAGUCAUUAUUAACGUUAAAGCUAGUUGAAGUAGUACGUUGAAGUUAAUCAAGUUGCGUUGAAUCGUGUCAGUUGAAUCACGUCGAAUCAAACCGCUUAAUUUGUAUCACGUUGAAUUGAACUGUGUCAGUUGAGUCAGAUUGAACCGCGUCAGUCGCCCAAUCAAGUUGUUAACGAAUCGCAUCAGUUGAGUCACGUCAGACGAGUUUAAUCGACAGUCGAAUCAGUGUGAAAUACGUUAAUCGCGUCGUCACGUUUUCGUCUCACACGUGUGUUUGACGGUAUUUGUGAACGCUGGACUAAAUUUGUGGAUAUUGUGAGUGAUCUGGAAAAAAUUGAGGAUUAUUUUAAUAAUUGGAGAAUAAAUUUUGAGGGGAAUUCAGAAAUCACUUUGAGUGAACAAUAGCCAAAUUGAAACUUGGACCUAUGUUAUUGUUGAUUGAACUUUAACACUAUUUAUCGAACUUUCUAGUGAACAGUGUAGUGGAUAUAACAGUUGACACUACAGCUCACCCAAUCUGAAUGCAGUCUUGACAGCAACUGGCCCCUCUAUUUAUGCAAUGAGUCCCAAAUUGGGGCUCUUUUGGGGGCUGCUGGCCCUUAUCGUCCACCAAUCCACCUCCAAUACCACACCGACGUCAAUAUCCACCUCAUCUACCCCCACCACUACCCUUGAUGACGUCACAACAGCUCAAGGUCACCUAGGAGAUGAUGUUAUAGAGUCUCAAGGUCAUGAAGGAACAUCUCAAGGUCAAAUGAUGGAAGAUGGAGAGAUUAUGUCUGAAGGACAAAUGUCAGAUGACAGCGCGACCUCUCAAGGACCAACAUCAGCUGAUGGUGCGUCCACUCAAGGUCACCUCCCGGAGGCAAGGUCAUCUGAGGGUCACGUGAUGUCAUCUCUGGGUCACGUGAACAACAUCCAGCGUCUCACACGCCCGCGGGCGCCCCCGCGAACAGCUGAUAACUCUGGUGUUGGUGCCUGGGAGAGCGAACCCAACGGGGUGCAUUGGUUGCUGAAUCUGUACAACCCCCAUCACUGGAAUCCAUCUUUGCUGCCUGAUAGACAGAAGAUAUCCGGAGAGUGUCGGUCGGCCAUGAAGCAGUACCUCAUAUCCCUGGCUAACGGCACCGUGUGGGCGGCAAAGAUGAGCGAUGCCAGCGGCAGAUACUCGUCGCAGUUCUUCUUUGGUAAUGACUUCUGGUUGGGGUCUCACACACUGUGCAAGGAGCUGCAAAACACAAGGGCCAAUCAGAAUGUGCCACCCUUCCGCACCUCCUUCUACGUCGCCAAACUCAGGCUCAAACUGCAUCAUGAAAUGACACCUAAGGUGCGAGAAAUCUCUCUGGGAGUAUGCCUGCCGUCAUCUUGCCAGAAGCAGGACGUGACCACCCUGUUGCAGCCGGAGCAGACCCCUCCGGAGCAUUCCUUCGAGGUACUGAGGGUUCGCUCUGUACCAGGGGACUACUCCAUAUUCCACGAUCCCAAACUGCAUAUUGCUGGGACAGUGACCCUGGUAAUCUUAAUCCUGAUGGUGAUUGGCACCGGCUACGAGUACAUGUUCGAACUGCAAGAUCAGCAAAACAGCAAGAAGAAGGGCAAGCAGGCAGCAGUGGCCGCCACUACACUGACCGCCAGUGUGCACCAGAUGAGUGCUGCCUCAUCCAAGCUGGGAUCCGCGCUUGAAGUGGUCAUCAACGACAAGCAGAACCUGAAUAACUCUGGGUCUGAUCUGUCUACUGAUUCUUAUACGCCAGCGAAACGAACGAAAACGGAGGAACUUCUGCUGUGUUUCUCAUGUCUGUCGAACAGUCGCAAGAUCCUCCACUGUGGAGCCGCGCCCAAGGACUCCCUCACCUGCGUUCAUGGGCUGCGAUUCCUCAGUCUUGCCUGGGUCAUCAUGGUCCACACCUAUCUACAGGUUUUCGCUAUAGCUGAGAACAAGACGCUGAGGACAUUGACAGAGCGCAACUUUAUGUUCCAAACAGUCAGCAACGCGACUUUCUCAGUCGACACUUUCUUCUUCAUAAGUGGUUUACUGGUUACGUUCCUCUAUUUCAAAUCGUCGAAUCGGACGUCCUCGUCAGGUGAGAGAGAGGGAGAGAGAGCUCGUCCCUCCCCGGAAGGGUUCCUCGCCUUCAAGAUUGGUUUUCUCAAGUUCUGUAAACUUGUCGGGUACAGGUUCCUGAGAUUGACCCCGGCCUACAUGUUUGUGCUAUGCGUGGCUUCAAUAGCGAUGCGCUGGUUGAAAUCGAAUUCAGUGUUCGAGCCAGUCAGUCUGGAUGACUCCAACUGUGACAAGUACUGGUGGAGAAAUGCGCUCUACAUUAACAGUCUCUUCCCCAGGAAAGACAUGUGUAUGCUGUGGAGUUGGUACAUGUCGAAUGAUACUCAGUUCUAUAUUAUUGGUAUUGUCAUUCUUCUAAUAUCUGCAAGACACUUGAAAGUAGCUUCAGGUCUUCUAGUCGUUUUCCUAGUGAGUUCCUGUGUCACAACUGCCUUAGUUGCAGUACGCUACGACUAUAUAGUCAAGAUAGAAGAACCAUUCGCGUUAUUCGAUGAGCUGUACGACAAGCCUUGGACGCGACUGGGUCCCUACCUGGUGGGAAUGUUUGCCGGAUGGUUCCUCUUCAAGACCAAUGCGAGGAUUCGUAUAUCACUGUUCACGACACUCUCUGGUUGGCUACUGUCUUUGCUAACGCUGACAGGAUUGGUCUACGGAGUGCUGGGUUCGAGAAUGGGCGUGGCUUCGUCGGCACUCUACAUAGCUCUCGGACACACCGCGUGGGGAGCUGCGCUCGCCUGGAUUGUCAUCGCCUGCUGUUGCGGCUACGGAGGUUUCGUGAACUCAUUGCUGUCAUGUCGGUUGUUACACCCUCUGUCUCGACUGACAUACUGCGCCUACCUCAUCCACCCAGUCAUCAUGGUGCUGACAAGCUUCCAGAUGGACGGACCUCUGCAUCUGCACAACGGACUUGUGUUCAUUCUCUACUUCGGCAACUUGGUGGCUGCUUUUCUUCUGUCCUUUUUCAUCUCCAUCACCUACGAGGCACCAAUUGUUCGUCUGCUCAAAGUACUGCUCUAAAGAAGAGAGAAAAAU
Molecule: messenger RNA, 3313 nt
Organism: Nilaparvata lugens (brown planthopper)
Lineage: Eukaryota; Metazoa; Arthropoda; Insecta; Hemiptera; Delphacidae
Product: O-acyltransferase like protein-like
Exons: 15
Coding region: 776-3298 (840 amino acids)
Molecular function (GO): acyltransferase activity, transferring groups other than amino-acyl groups
Source: RefSeq, a predicted model, not a curated record